Molecule: messenger RNA, 750 nt
Organism: Daphnia magna
Lineage: Eukaryota; Metazoa; Arthropoda; Branchiopoda; Diplostraca; Daphniidae
Product: larval cuticle protein 65Ag1
Exons: 3
Coding region: 152-664 (170 amino acids)
Cellular component (GO): chitin-based extracellular matrix
Molecular function (GO): structural constituent of chitin-based larval cuticle
Source: RefSeq, a predicted model, not a curated record
AAAUAUUCAAGAAUUAGGUCACGGUCCGAUUGCAAGGAAGUUACCACACGGGUGUAUACACAGAUACGAUGCACGCCCUUCACUUACUAUAAAAGCACAGCGAUACUUGAGAAAAAGUAUCAGUUGUUCCAACAAAUCAACCGACUUCAACAUGAAACUGUUUAUCAUCGCCGCUGUCUUGGCUGUUGCCGUUGCUGCUCCUUCCAGCUACAAAACGGAGGAGAAGAAAUACGAAAAGGACUACAAAUACCCAGAGAUCGUCGUCACCAGCCAAUCUGAUGAGCGCAAUCUUGACGGAAGCAGCCAAUGGAACUACGCCCAAUCCGACUACGCUACCCGCGCCGAAUCCCAGGCCCAGAAGAAAUUCGUCGUCACCAAAGUCGAUGAUUACGGCAAAGAAACCAAAGAGGAAGUCUACGGUAACACCAACCAGGGAUCUUCUUACUGGGUUUCACCUGAAGGCGAGAAAUUCACUUUGACCUGGGUUGCUGAUGAUGCUGGAUUCCAGCCCAAGGGUGACCACUUGCCCGUCGCUCCCGUCCACGUCUACGAGCUCCCAGUUGCUCCAGUCCAUGAAUACGAACUCCCAGUCGCUCCCGUCCACGAAUACGAACUCCCCGUUGCCCCAGCUCUCCCAUACUCCCGCACCGGACCCGGCUAUUAAAUUAUUAAGUAAUUGUUUGUUCCUCAAUGUAUUCUAUGUGAUAUUAUAGAAUACUUUUGUACAAUAAAAAGCAAAAUAUCGACCAA